Messenger RNA from Cylicostephanus goldi, 1158 nucleotides. The record is from the annotation of a GenBank genome assembly. Lineage: Eukaryota; Metazoa; Nematoda; Chromadorea; Rhabditida; Strongylidae.
AUGUUUCUUAAGAUUUUCUCUGCACUGGGUCGUACACUACGAAAUAUCAGUGCGAGGCUGAAGGCGGAACAGUUCAAACAACGUGUCAUGUUGUGCUUUCGGGCUUGGGAAGAGUCGAUUUUCUCUGCACUGGGUCGUACACUAAGAAAUAUCAGUGCAAGGCUGAAGGCUGAACAAUUCAAACAACGUGUUAUGUUGUGCUUUCGGGCUUGGGAAGAAUCGGUCUUGUAUCCUACUGAUGUGCUUGUUAAUAGUCAGAACAUAUUCCUUGGUUUGACGGAAAGCAAAACAUCAGAUGAAUCAGAUGAAGAUUUGGAUGGUGCGCCAUGCGACAUCGAUGGUGUUCCAAUAGACGAUGACCGAAAUAUGCCCAUUUUUGACGACAGUGAUGAUCAUCGCGCUAGCACAUCUUCGGAGCAAACCAGAAAACCUACGGGAAUGUUCAAAUCUGGGAACUGGAGCACGAUUGGUACUGUUGAACCAGUCAAAAGUAAAUGGGAGGAAGAUGAUGCAGAAACGUCUUCGAAAGAGCAAAACUCUAGUCCUCAGCGAGAAGAAAGAGAAAUAAACGCAACUAGUACUCGCACAAAAGAGAGCGACGAUAGCGAUACUGAUGGAGAGAUAGAGGAAAAAGAGGACAUACUUGCCAGUGCCGCCAUGGAGGAAGAGCGACGUAAAUUGAUGCGAGAAGUAGAGGUGAAAAUAAUGGCUUUGCAAGACGAACUCGAAAGCAAGAAGGACCCUGAUAUUGCUUCGAAGGUCAAAGCCCUACGGGAAAAGGAAAUGGCCGAAGUGGAGAAUAAUCUUGCUGCAUUGGUCAAAAAACGGAUGAAGAAAGAGAAGAAAAAGGGAAAAAGAGACACCAGGAAAGACACGAAAGAUGACUACUCCAAAUCUAAUCGCGACUCGGAACGUGGUUCGGAUCGAAGGAGGGACACUCGAGAUACGGACUCACGUAAAAGAGAUCGAAGCCGUGAAAGAGACCGAAGUCGCGAGCGGGAUCGCAGCCGCGAACGAGAUCGCAGCCGCGAAAGGGAUCGCAGUCGUGAGCGCGAUCGGAGUCGCGAAAGGGACCGCGAUCGUGACAGAGAUCGAGACAGAGACCGCGAUAGACGUCGUAGCAGAAGUCGAGAUAGGAAACGUGACUCUAGUCGGUAA